Molecule: messenger RNA, 1393 nt
Organism: Macrobrachium nipponense
Lineage: Eukaryota; Metazoa; Arthropoda; Malacostraca; Decapoda; Palaemonidae
Exons: 3
Coding region: 31-1212 (393 amino acids)
Cellular component (GO): extracellular matrix
Source: RefSeq, a predicted model, not a curated record
GCCAGCGUUGUUUGAACCAACGCCCUCGACAUGACAAGCUCUGAGCGGCUCUUCUUCUACCUCUUGCUGACCUUCGUGGCCUGUGGCACAGCUACCGACGACGAAGAAGCCGCCCCGUCGAAGCGUAGCUAUGGACGGAGAGAGGGUCCCGUUCACUUUCCACUGACUUAUUCCCACGGCCCCCGUGACGUCCAGCCGCCCUUUGGCUUCCAGAGGAGACAAGGGGGCGGUUCUCCUCCUCCUCCUCGGGGCUACAACGUGACCCGGCCAGAGGGUCGUCCUCUUUACUCAGAUUUGGCGGAAGAAUUACCAUACAGCUACGAGUACAACGUCAAGGACGACUACGAAGGCGCUCACUUUGGCCACAAGGAAUCAGGCGAAGGCAGCAACACGAAUGGCCAAUACUUCGUCCGUCUUCCAGACGGCCGCGUCCAAACCGUCACUUACUACACUGACAAAGAGGGAUUCCAUUCCGACGUAGCUUACGCCGGGAAUGUCAAGCCCGGGGCUACAGGUGAGGGUGGGUAUAGGAAGGCCCCUACCCCAGUUUACGGAAUCCCUGUGGCACCUCCCACGUUACCCGUUCCUCCUUACGAAGGAUUAAGGAUACCCUAUUUGCCAGAGACUCCUUAUAACAAAGGAAUUCCAGAACCAGUUCCCGGGAAAAGUCUGGUAAGAGUACCAGCAGGGGUUCCUGCGUACGCACCGUCCGUUUCAGGCUUAGCUCUUUACGCAUCCGUAAGACCUUACGGCGGACCCCCACUACCACCACCAGCGAACUAUCCGCAUGGGCCUUCUGCCUAUCCACUCUCAGAGGGAGAACCUUUUGAUCCUGAUACCAUAUACACAGACUCGAUAUCUCACACAGAAGGAUCACCCAUAGGCUCCUUCUACGCAGGAUCUUCUCAAAGGAGGGGGCCCUCCUCAGGCUACAUGUCUUCUGCUCUUGGCGGAGGAAUUCCCGAAACGCCCCGCCCGGCAGGGUUGACUCUCGAGAUCACGAAUCCACUCACCAACGAGACCCUCCUCGUCGACCUAGACGAAGUUGAUAAAAAAUUCGACCAGCCCGUGAUUAAGCAUAGUAAGCCCGGCGCUCAUCACGAACAAGAAGAAGUAGACAUCCCGGUGCCUGGUUUCGCCGUUGGAACGCUUUUCCGCAACGAGGUGGACGUGGAAAGCUUCAAAGGUAUAAGUAAAUCAAAGCAUGGUUAGCGCAGGCAGAUCUCCUUCGAGCUUUUGUUUAUAAUACUCCCAACUCCUCACAAGUAAAAUCAUUUUUAUAAACAUUUGUAUAUGUUACACUAAAGAAACAAAAAGUUUUUUUAUAUAUAUAUUCUAAUGGUCUUCGCCAGAAGAGCUGUAAGUUUGUUAAUAAAUAUUUGUUUUAAGAACA